GUUCCCUCGAACCACAAGGUAGCUAUGAUGGUGAAAGUUGCCCAGUUCGCGUCCAAAGCAGGAGUCCAAAACAAUGGCAACACAACAGUAACAAAACCAUCCGACACACCCCAACAGUUAUAUACAUCUUAUGCAUCCAUAUGCAAAAGUGCAACAGGGGAAGGUCAAGAAAUGGCUCCCACCAAGAAAGGAAAGGCUAAGAAGGCAGGGAAGGCAAAGAAGAAGACUGUGCCAGAUGAGGAAAAAUACAAGAAGUCAGAGCUGGAAGUGGACACUCUUAAACAGUACCUCGUUCUCCGGCGGGAUAUGGCCAGGCAGGCAAUGGCUGAUAGCGAAGGACUGAAGCAGAAGCUGGUAGAUUUGGAGAAGGAACUGGAAGAAGCACGAGGUGACAAAAAGGAUAUUUAUGAAGAGAUGGUCCGCAAGUACCAGCAGCUUCAGCGCCAAGCUGAUACUCGGGCACAAUGGCUAGAAGAUGAGAGGAAGAACUUGCAGGAAAAGCUUGCUGCCUGUCAGGAAGAGAUGCGGCAAAGUCAGCAAGACAAAGCCAGGAUGCUGGAAGAAAAGGACAAGGCCAUUGCGGAGAUGCAGCGCAAGAUCGACGAGAUGGAGACUGACUAUGACAAAAUCCUCCAUGCUAGCCUGGACCAUGUGUUGUCCAAGAUGCAGACCACCAAGCUUAGCUGGGAGAAGGAGGCUACAGGCAUCCACCUGGAGUAUAAGGACCGGCUGAAGGAGUUUGGACUCAGGCCUUUGGAGACCUGA
Molecule: messenger RNA, 765 nt
Organism: Sceloporus undulatus (fence lizard)
Lineage: Eukaryota; Metazoa; Chordata; Lepidosauria; Squamata; Phrynosomatidae
Gene: DRC12
Product: coiled-coil domain containing 153
Exons: 7
Coding region: 25-765 (246 amino acids)
Source: RefSeq, a predicted model, not a curated record